GGGGAGAAUACGAACGAAUCCAGCCCUAGUCGGCAAGGCAAGGCUAAGGCCGCUGCGAUCGAUGGACAUCCCGACGGAGCUGGUGCUGGAGAUCCUGCAGCGGCUCCCCUGGACGUCGCGCCGGCGCCUGCGCCUGGUCUGCCGUGCCUGGCGCGACCUCGUCCACCAGCACACCACGGAGAUGAAGCAGCGCCGCCACACCGCGCCCCUCCUCGUCACCACGGACUCCGCCUACGUCCUCGACGUCGACGACCUAGACCUAGACCAACAGUCCUACUCCUCUCACACCUGCGUACCGAGAGAGCUGCAUCUCCGCGACCUUUACAGCGAGCACACGGAGGUGGUCGGCGUCUGCAACGGCGUGUUCUGCCUCUGCGACGACAACAAGCCCGGCGGCGCCAUCACCCUCGCCAACCCCGCCACCGGCGACGUCCUCGCGCUCCCGCCCACGCCGCGCGACGGCCUCUUCCGGCGCCACAACACGCGCCGCUCCGGCAGGAGCUGGCACCAGGCCUACAGCUUCGGGUACCACCACGGGACGGGGCAGUACAAGGUGGUGCACGUCCCCUGCUUCUUCAAGACCAAGGACACGCUCCAGGUGUUCACUCUCGGGGAGGCCUCCUGGAGGGAAGUCCCGACGCCUACCUACGCCAGAUGCAGGCUGGAGGCCGGCGUCGUCAGCUUCGACGGCGCCACAUACUGGGUCGCCGAGGGGUCGGAGGACAGGAUCAUGUCCUUCGACCUCGACACCGAGCGCGUCACCUGCACGCAGCCAUUGCCUAUGCCGGCCAGACCCAUCCGCCAUUUGACUCAGGUCAAUCGCAGGCUCGCCAUUGCAACGCCUACCUACGGCCAGCCGUCUUAUGGGUAUAGCGCCAUCCAGGUGUGGGUUCUAGAGGGUAAGAGGAACGAGCAGACCUGGAUCCAUCUAUACCGCUUAUAUUCUUGUCCGUCCGGAUGCGGGCAAGACAUCGCGCAGCCCUACUUCAUUCACGGCGACUAUGUCCUCAUGGAUAGGGGCGAUAAACUGGUCAUGUACAAACAUAAGCCCACCAUUCACUACUACUAUGGCGAAAGAUCCGAGUGCACUGCGGUCCAUGACAACACCUGCUACAAAGAGAAGUUGAUUUCCGAUAUAAGAGGCCGUAUCUGUCGGACAUUCGCAUACGUAAAGACAGAGGAAGCAUUGAGUGUUUAUAGGCGUUGGUGAU
Molecule: messenger RNA, 1211 nt
Organism: Lolium perenne
Lineage: Eukaryota; Viridiplantae; Streptophyta; Magnoliopsida; Poales; Poaceae
Product: putative F-box protein At3g20705
Molecular function (GO): protein binding
Source: RefSeq, a predicted model, not a curated record